AAUAGCGACCAGACGGCGUCCACGGACAGCUUGGCAUCGACACGGCUGAGGCGACGGUGUUUUCGUUGGAUAGUUCGCAGUUUGUCUCGACAGUUUGUCCGAAACCAGAAGUUUGGAAACAUGCCGCCGAAAAGAGUGAAAAGCAGCUCCCAAUCCUUCCCGACAGUCGCAGCUGGCAGUAAAGCUUGGGAAGCAGGACUCGCUGCGGCACCCUUAGAGGAGGCUGGCUGGACGGCGUGCCUCUCCCUAGUGGCAGCAGCAAGCCCGAAGGACGAAGAGUACACCCAGGCGCUCUUGCGAGCUGUGCAACAGCGUCAGCGACGGCUUUUCGUGGCCAUCACCUGGGACGCCAUGCUGGAAAAGAUCAGUGAGCUGGGAAAUCCCAAAGCCAAGAAACCAAAGGAUGUUCCUUUGUUUUACGAGGUGACGGAAUCUGCCAAGGUCAUCAUGGAUGCAGGGGAGGAACUUCCCCUACAACUACUGGGCAUGCUGGUGAAGUUUCUCCUGCUGGAUAUGAAGGGCAAAGAUUUGCAGAGAAGGUUGGCUGAGGAGAAGGCUGUAGACGAAACAUCCAGAGUUAAGACUGGAACUCCAGCCAGGGACAAGGGGGGUGCUGCCAUGAAGGCCCCCAUCAAAGGCGAUAAGGGAAAGAAAGCUGCCGAAGUUCCAAUGCCAGCCAAGCAGACCAAACUUAAGCGUAGAGGCCAAGAGAUUGAUGACGAGCCUGAUGAUGGUCCUCAGCUCUAUAUCCUCCUGCUGGGCUUCUACCAGCCACAGCUCUUAUCAGUGCUGGACUCGCUGGGUGUUCAUGUCUCCAGCAUCAUACGACUGAGCUCCAAGGCCCCUGAACUGUCCCAAGGUCAUGGCACUUUCUCGGCUGGAGAUGAAGCUAUGGAGGUCCAGAAUCACAAGAGGCAGAAGCAGAUUGACACAUUCUGGGCAAACCUACAGGCAGGGCUAAACAGUGGCCUGCCCCGGUCCAGACUGUUCGACGUGGCCCAGCUGUAUUACACACUGAAGGAUGACGUGGUUCCCCUGGACAGACAAGAUCACGGAGCCAUGCUGGCCUUGGGGACAGGUGUCUUCACAGGUGUGGCAUCCCUCCUCUAUGACCUCCUGGAGAAGAGGAAGCAGCAUCUGUACUACCUGGACAAGCUGAGGUUCAUCAGGGUUCCCAGUCUGGCCAGCAUGGAGCCACAGGGCACUGGCUUAGAGAGCCUGAUAACUGUCCCGGUACCUCAAGUGUUGUCAUCGACAAAGAAGUGCAUUCCUGAGGAACUACCUCAUGCCACUACAGGGGUGGACACACAGUACUACUGCGCCCUUCUGGAGUCCAUCCCCCCCGAGGCCCAGUCUGUACCCCUGCUUCUGCACUGCAUGCUGGAACAGGUGGUGGCAAUGCAGGAGGGGAUUUUGCUGACCGACAGGACUGAGGCCAAGCAACGUGCAAAAGGGCAGGACAUCCUGAACACAAAGCAGCCAAAGGAGAAUUUUGGGGACAUGAUGCUGGAGCAGGAGGGGAAGACACCUUUGCUGCUGAACUAUCACGAUGACAGGAGUAAAAGGCUGCACUAUGUCCCUGUACAGUAUGGCAUGGAUGCCAUGAAGGUGGAGGCCAUGAUGCUGCAGAACAUGCCGCUGUUUAAGCUCCUCCACUCAGGUCGUCCUCCGGUAGAUGACCAUCUCUGGCUGGCCAGACUGCAGGAGCUCAUGUGCUUCUGCUGUGACAAGCCCCUGAACUGGCUGGAGGUGGAGCGAGCACUCCUUCAGUUUGUGUUUGAGAGCAUGCCGCUCACAGAAACGGACCAGGAUGGCCUUCUGCUUCAAACCAGGCCUCCAGAAUCAGGCCCCAGCCCCUGGGAUGACCCCAUCUCCUUCUCCCAGGGCCUUGAGCUUCUCCAUGUCAGACCAGGCACAUCAGAAGCAGGCGAGCUGAUCCAGAUCAGCGAGGAGACGAUCCGGAAAGUUCAGCGGCGCCGCCUCACGGCCUUGCAUUAUGCUGAGUGCCACAGUGCUGCUGUGUUGGCUCAGGUUCUCCAUGAUGCCUCACACACUUACUGCUGCAUGGACACCUUCCGCCGUCAACUGGACAGAUCCCUUUGUAUCGUGUGUCACAACCCUGUGGGCCCAGAGCGGCAGAGCAGGGAAGUGUGGAACACAAGGCUUCAUACAGACGUGGGCUUCAGGAGGUACCUGGAGCAUGUGGCUGACGCUGUUUCAGACUGGAUGCAUCAGGAGGAGAGGAACUGGAAAGGUAUUGGGGAGCAGCGGGGUAGAGAGAGCCUAUGUGAGCCCCCUGUGUCGGGACAAGUGUGGCCCCAGGAGAAGAGCAUGUCCCCCAGCAGCACGGGAGGUUCACUGAAGCCCCUGGAAGAUGUGGUGAUGGACCCAUACGUACGGAAAGACUCCCUGAAGGCAUGGAAAAUUGCGCAGGACAAACUGAAAGAAGAGGAACCCACCAAUACAGUCAAGAAAGACAAAGGGAAGAAGACCUCUUUAAAGGUGCAAGACCACUCAGAGACCUCAAAUGGCAGCAAAGACACCCCCCUGCCCAGCCAGCAGAGCCUGGAAGAACUCCUGAAGACCCCUGAGCCUGCAGUGUGUUCCAGAGAGGGCAGCGAAGACAUACAUCUAGUCGAGGAUGAGUUCAUAGGAUUCACCGGAUACAGUAUGAAUGGGACUUUGGUCCAUGUGUCAGGCCAGAUUCAAUCGCUGUUUCCUGCAGAUGGAGGACACAUCAGAGUGGAGACUGUGCACUUUGCAGAAGGUUCGACGUUUGUCCAGGUGAGCGUGACAAAGGACAAUCAUCACUUUGUCACCCACAUUGCUGAGCCGAGGAGGAGCGCACAGUGGAGUAAGAAGAAUACCAUUUCCGGGGUCAUCAUGGCAGUUCCGGGAAGAGUCCAGAUGAGAGGGACAGUUCCCUAGCCCCCCCUGCUGACUUGUCUUCCUCCACAGAAGAAGCCUUGAGAGCCGACAAACCUCUGCAGUCCUCCAGGUUCCCAGACUGGUCUCCAUUCCAGACCCUGGCCGUGUCUGUCCCCACUGGCCUUGUGCUGCGCUUCUUCAGUGAAGAGUCACCAG
This is a messenger RNA of Paramormyrops kingsleyae, 3084 nucleotides long. The record is from RefSeq and is a predicted model, not a curated record. Lineage: Eukaryota; Metazoa; Chordata; Actinopteri; Osteoglossiformes; Mormyridae.